Messenger RNA from Rodentolepis nana, 525 nucleotides. NCBI's taxonomy places the organism in Eukaryota, Metazoa, Platyhelminthes, Cestoda, Cyclophyllidea, Hymenolepididae. The record is from the annotation of a GenBank genome assembly.
AUGAUCUACAAAUCCACUAAAUGUAACGAUGUACUCAAUUCUGGAUACUGUCCACGAGGGCCAUUUUGUGCAUUCGCCCAUGCCGACUCUGAGAUGACUUUGGGACGCACUUUCCUCCAAUCAGCGGCGGCUGCAGCUGCUGUUGCAGCUACUGCUACAGGUACCACCGCGGGGCUCCAGACUGCUUCCCCAAUGCAACACGACGCCUCGCCUGUCUCCUCGUCUACAUCGGCAUCCUCAUCUGGUGUUUUCUCACCCGGAAUUCGACCAACUGCCCUUCCUACUCUCACUUCAUUGCGGGCCUCUCACACUUUUCCAACCACCACUUCACAGCCUACGCCUUUUUGCUACCAAAAAUUACUUCCCUCCCCUGUUCCUCUCGGUCUUCGGGAUUCGUCAAAAUAUGAUGUCGACUGGAUCGGGUUUGAUUUCAAACUUGGUGGUGUAAUGAUCAAUGGAUUCCGAGGUCUGGUAAUCGGUUGCAGAAUGUGGCUCCAUGAUGCUCCUCAAUCCGCUCAAGUUUAG